Drosophila innubila is the source of this 595-nucleotide messenger RNA. RefSeq names its product ragulator complex protein LAMTOR2 homolog (gene Lamtor2). Gene Ontology annotation, molecular function: molecular adaptor activity; guanyl-nucleotide exchange factor activity. Gene Ontology annotation, biological process: cellular response to amino acid stimulus; positive regulation of TOR signaling. Lineage: Eukaryota; Metazoa; Arthropoda; Insecta; Diptera; Drosophilidae. The transcript has 3 exons. Bases 78 to 455 code for a protein of 125 amino acids. The record is from RefSeq and is a predicted model, not a curated record. Gene Ontology annotation, cellular component: Ragulator complex.
AACAGUGGUCAAAUCUGUUGUGGGCGUAAAUUGUUUGUCAUUUUUUGUACGGCUUUAGAACAGAAAAACUAAACAAAAUGCUAAAACCCAAAGCGCUUACCCAAGCAUUAAGUCAAGCUAACACUGGUGGCGUCGAGAACACACUUCUGCUAAGCCAGGAGGGUGCUCUGCUGGCCUACUCCGGCUAUGGAGAUAAGGAUGCCCGAAUAACGGCAGCUAUUGCUAGUAAUAUUUGGGCUGCAUACGAAAAACACGGACGCAACGCAUUUCGUGAGGAUCGUUUGACCUUUGUGCUGAUUGACUGCGAAUGCGGGCAUGUGGCCAUAACACAGGUGGCCAGUGUACUGUUGUGCCUCUAUGCCAAGGAGCAUGUCGGUCUGGGCAUGUUGAAACAGAAGACUAUGGCCUUGGCUGAGUACUUGGAAAGGCCACUUAAGCAAAUCUCGGCAUCUUAAUGAGAUCAACACCAAAUGCCUGCGGUUUCGACUAGAAUUAAGUGUAAAGCCUGUUUUGUAGUUGUUAAUUAUGUAUACAUAUAUAAAGUAAGCCAAAGUCAAUAGCUUUUGGAUCGGAAAUAAAAAGAAUGGUUUAUUUA